This is a messenger RNA of Paramacrobiotus metropolitanus, 1498 nucleotides long. Its product is annotated as probable cardiolipin synthase (CMP-forming). Gene Ontology annotation, molecular function: cardiolipin synthase activity. Bases 402 to 1289 code for a protein of 295 amino acids. Gene Ontology annotation, cellular component: mitochondrion; membrane. The transcript is spliced from 7 exons. The record is from RefSeq and is a predicted model, not a curated record. Gene Ontology annotation, biological process: cardiolipin biosynthetic process. NCBI's taxonomy places the organism in Eukaryota, Metazoa, Tardigrada, Eutardigrada, Parachela, Macrobiotidae.
UAAUUAAUAAUAUCUAAAAUUAAAAAUCAGUUAAAAAGUGUGUUACAGAAGGCUAAAAGUAAUGUAUACAAAUUAGAGCUCUGAUUUGCCAUGUUGGUUUGUUGUGGUUUUUGGGGUGCCCCUGCGGCGGGGGGGGGGUGGUUUGUGUUUAGCAUGGGGACUGAUGGAGAAUAUAUUUGCAGGUGGAGCGCAGAACGAUUUUCGAGUUUUUAUGAUAAAAAAAAUUUUGGUGGAGAAAUAGCCUGAAUUAAGUGAAAAUUUGCUGUAUGCAAAUUGGUAAACGUAAAAUGCGAUUUAAGCCGUGAAAUUUGCCCGUGCAGCGUGGGUAUGACGGGUUGUGCUGUAUAGCUAAUCCCACCCCGUAAUCAGUGGAAGCCCGAUCGACGCUCCUGGCGCUUUUGAUGAUAGGAGACCGUGGAUGCACGAUGCAUCGGGUGCAUUCCGGAUUGGUAAUUUCCCGUGGUUUAUUCCGCUGCCAUCCGGUCUUCCCCGGGACGCCCUGGUAUCCUCGUGAUCCCUGCGUUAUCCUCGCUGUGUUUCCUGGGUCCAGCGCCUCCUAUCGCACGCGUUCCUGGCGGAAUCGGGCUGAGCUCCGCGCCAGAAUGACAGAUACACGACAGCGUUUCACAGCUAAACGCGCGGAGGUUCUCGAUCGCGUCAAGAGCAUGACGGCGCCUUUUAAGGAAAACAUUGUGACGAUUCCCAACCUGCUGUGCGUCGCACGCAUCGGUCUGACGCCGGUGAUUGGAUAUUUUAUUCUCAACGGGAAUUUCUCGUGGGCUUGUGGGACGGCUGCCGUGGCGGGAGCAACGGAUCUGCUGGAUGGUUUUAUUGCGCGUCAUUUUCCCAGUCAGCGGUCCAUGAUCGGGAGUUUUCUCGAUCCACUCGCCGAUAAAUUGUUAAUCACCACGCUCUUCCUAACACUGACAGCGGUGCACCUUAUUCCCGUUCCCUUGACGGCACUGAUCGUCUUUCGGGAUAUCUGCUUAGUGGCGGCUGCCAGUGUGGUGCGCUUCCGUUCCCUACCACCACCGGUUACCCUGUCCAAAUAUUUUGAUGCGACAUACGCAUCGGCCAAUUUGUCACCCACGACUAUCAGCAAGUACAACACCGGAUUGCAGCUGCUCCUGGUUGUCGUCACUUUAGCCGCACCAGUUUUCAAUUACGUCGAUCAUCCGGUUUUGCACGGUUUAUGGUACAUUGUGGCCGCCAGCACGCUGGCAUCCGGAUUGGGCUACAUGUUCCAGAAGGACACCUACAAAUUAUUCCGCCGCACACCGCCCUCCUAAACGGACUUGUUGGCGCAAUCGUUCUACCUGCACAUAACCACCAAAAUCUAUCGUUGUUUUUAUCGAUUUUUUUUUACUUGUCUUUCCGGCGAUUGUUAGCGUGAUCAUGUUCUUCAUCUAAUGAAAAAUUGUUUUUAUCUCUUACUUGUGACUGGCUUGCUCACAACCUUUACGGGCAGUCUAGAAACAGAAAUAAACCAGUUUAAUGA